Molecule: messenger RNA, 1318 nt
Organism: Drosophila navojoa
Lineage: Eukaryota; Metazoa; Arthropoda; Insecta; Diptera; Drosophilidae
Gene: tay
Product: tay bridge kinase
Source: RefSeq, a predicted model, not a curated record
AGUUCAGUAUCACGCUCAAUGCCAUACCAUCCUGCAGCUACCGCUGGACCUACUGUUUGGCCCAUAAAGUCAGAUCUCAUUGAGAAUGCACGCCGUGAAGCCGAAGAACGAGAUCGAGAGCGGGAGAUACGUGAGCGAGAACAGCGCGAGCGCGAUCGUCAAAGAAGGGAGCGUGAAGAGCGUGAACGUAAAGAAAAAGAGGACAAACUAAAACGUGAACAACAGGAGCGUGAAAAAGAACGCGAACGGGAACGGGAACGCGAACGCAAAGAGCGCGAGCGACGUGAAAUUGAACGUCGAGAAGUUGAACGAGAACGUUUGCUACAGCAACAACGCAUUAACGAGAGCAACAAACAAGCAAUAGUUGCCUCAUCUUCAUCUACACCUCGUGAUCGGUCACCUCACCGUAUUAUUGGUGAGCUGAAUACAGAAAUAAGAAUUAAAGAAGAGCAUUCCCGAACGAAAGACGAGCAAGACAAUCUGCUUAUGCGUGCAUCAGCAGCUGUGAGUGUUGGAGAUCCACGAUAUCAUCCUUCAACGUUAGUGUCUGUCCAACCUAAUGCAGCAGUGGCUGCAGCACAUCACCAUGCAAACUUCUUAGUAUCGGGUCGACAUGGAUUACCACCACCAACAUCACAUAUUACCCGUAAUAUGAUGCCACCCUCAAUGGGUAUCAGUGGACCACUUACACAUUUUGGUCCACCUGGACCGACCCCGUGGGGCAUUGAUCCAUAUCGGGAUCCCUAUGCACCUAUUCUGCGAUACAAUCCCAUAAUGGAAGCAGCUUUCCGCCAUGAAGCAGAAGAACGUCAAAAAGCCCUAAGUAUGUACGCAGCCCAAUCGGCGGCUCAUCUGCGGAGUAAGGAGCCGAGCCCCAUACCGCCACCGUCGGUAGGUCAUUUAGGUCCUUCUGCUACACAUCUUCGAAUGCAGCCAGCGGGUGUAAAUAUUAUUGCUUCGUCAAGUGCCCCACCGUCUUCGCAAAAUCCUCAAACACAAUUGACUACAAUGGGAAUUGGAAAGGGGACACAACCAUCUACUAUGAAUUUAGCUGUACAUCAUAUUAUAAGUGAUCCUUUAAUACAUUCAUCCACUACAUCCAAAAAAGAUACUGAGCAUAGCAUGGGUAUAGCGGUCAGUUCAUCUGGAACAAAUGUAAGCCACAGUAAUGUGCCAGGAAGCAUGAUAGGUAUACCACCCGCGUCACCAGUAACGCCCAGUCGAUGAUAACCUAAUAAAUUAUAAAAGUUAUUUAAAAUAUUACUAAUUCUGAAAAUUUCAACCAAUUCCUACGCAAUUUUAAUAAAUUUUUGUAUUU